Molecule: messenger RNA, 4248 nt
Organism: Leptopilina boulardi
Lineage: Eukaryota; Metazoa; Arthropoda; Insecta; Hymenoptera; Figitidae
Exons: 5
Coding region: 30-3353 (1107 amino acids)
Cellular component (GO): membrane
Source: RefSeq, a predicted model, not a curated record
UAUCAAUUUGUAAACAAACCCUGAAUUAUAUGUUAUUUGAAAACUGGAUUUUUCAUAACUGUUGGCGUCCGUCGGAGAAGAUGGCGGCGGCAGAGUUAAAAAGGAAUCAAGUUUUACAUGAAGAAAUUAAUAUUAAACAAGAUGCUUCAUCUUUUGAUUGUAAAAAAAAAAUCGAGAACUGUAGAUUUAGAAUACUCGACAUGAUAUUGUAUAUAUUUUCCAUUGGAAUUAUCCUGACAAAUAUCGUGACAGAUAUUUUUGUAACUACUGAAUAUUUUUUACGAGGAUGUCUCGUGUGGUUUUAUUUGGAAAUUGGUAUUUUAUUUAUACCAACAAGCCUAAUUCAAAUUCUCAGUUUAAAGUGGUAUAAUGAGGAUGGAAAUCUUAAAAAAAUACAUUGGAUAUCACAUUUUUUUUUAAUUGGAAUUUUAUACAGAUACGUAGUGUUACUGAAAGAAAUGCUCAACAGUUUUAAUUCGAAAUAUUCUGCAAAGAGUAAAGCAUGGAUUUUAAAAAAUGAAAACAAUGUCUAUACGUUACAUUUAUUUGUAUCCUUUGUGGUCUCUGUUCCACAACUAAUAUUUCAACUUUAUCUUUUGGCGAUACAACAAAGUGUGCCUUUCUGGACUGGUGCAUCCGUUGCAACAUCGCUUUGUUCUUUAACAUGGACCACAGCAGGAUAUAUAAAAUUUAAACUUGGUACUCAUUGGAGUCACCAAAAAUCAAAAUGGUCAGCGCUAAUUGUUCAACUUUGUUGGCGAGGUGGUUUACUCGCUUCAAGAAUCACGGCUUUAGUUUUGGCUGCAUUUUGUUUAGAAAGAUGGCUUUUUGUUUUUUUAGGUAUUCACAGCAUAAUUAUGACCGUUUGGAUUACAUUGCAAAAUAUUCCCUCACGAAAAUUAUGCGAGAAAUACACUUUUAAUUAUAUACUGGGUUUAAUCUAUUUUUUCGAUAUUUUCCUCGUUAAUGGCGAUUACCUUUGGUAUCGAAUUUGUGCUUAUUACGUUUUAAUAAUGAUUCAAAACGUAACACUUUUGAUUGUUUACACUUUUUACAUACAAGAAACACUCAAUACAAAUGUUUUUGUUAUUUCAUAUAUUUUAAUUCUCGGUGGCUCAUUCUUUGGAUUAGGAAGUAUGCUUCUCUAUUAUCGUAAAUUUAAUUACGAUAAAGUAUUUAAAGAAAGUUUACAACUUUCAAAAUAUGUUGAUAUAUUUAAAGAUAAGAAAAAUUUACAAUCUGAUACAAUAGAUGAAUCUCAAGCGACGUUACCCGAUAUUUCACCGUCAAUUGCACUUUCCGAGGAAGUUGUCACGGCAGAUAAAAAAUCAUUAUUAACCAAUAUUGAACAAAACACUGAAACAAUAGAGAGGGGAAUUCUCAAUUCAAGUUUUGUACAGUCAGACGAUACCGAAGAAAUACCACAAGUAAUAAUUGAAAGUAAAAAAAUUGAUUCACCUAAUUGUUCAUUAAAAAAAUAUGAGGCAAAAAUUGACGAGAUUUUCGAAACAAUGAAAACUGAUUUGAAAAUUCAACAAGAAAUUGCUCCAACUACUAGUAUUUCACGUGAAAAUAGUGAUAAAAGAAGAGGAAUUUGUUCUUUGACUCAAUUAGUGACCGAUAUUGAUAAUUAUGUAGAGAAAACAUUUUCCCUUUCGUCAUACGAGGAUAAACAUAAACUCAAAGGCUUCAAAGUUGUACCAUUAGCUCAAGAUGAUUCAAGUGAUAUUUACGUUAUACCCGAGAAUAUAAAAGUUCGACAAAGAAUGAAUACUCCAGUGAUUACGGAAAUAAAUGAAGUUACUGAUGAUAGUAGUGAAAAAACAAAUUCACAAAAAGACGAAACAAUGAGUCAAAUAACUUCAAUUCAUGAUUAUGAAAAUCUUUGUCCAUUGGGAGUGGCACGUCCACCAUGGUGUAUUCGAAGUUGGAAAGGUUACACCGACAUUGAAACAUAUAUUCACGAUGAUAGUAUUGUACGAGAUAGAAGACGAGAUACUCUAACGAGUACAGCAACGGCCACAACAUUAAGUUCCGAUUUUUCCGAUGGCACUUAUUCAAAUUCACCAUUCAAGAGAAUUAUGAAAAAUUCCCGACAGGAUGAUUAUUUAGAUACACUUGUCUACGAUUUAGUUGAUUGGGAAUCAAAUGUUUUCAAUGAAGACGAUUCAAUGCAAAAAUUUCAAACUAACGAGGAAUCAAAUUUAUUUGCUGCAAAACCAAUUGUCAUUGAUGAACGAGGUGGAAUGUUGGCGUUAGAUACAAUUAUGGAAGAACACGAAGAAUUGACAAGUAAUUCCGAUAAUAGUAUCAAUUCAAAAACUGCCGCCGUCAGUUCACUUGUCGCUACAAUUGAUGAAAUUAGAAAAUACGCCGUCGAAAAUUCACCCCGUCAUAUUUAUCAUCGUACCGAAAAACAAUAUGAAGAUUUAAGUCAUUGUAUUCUUAUGAAAAAAAAUCAUACAAAAACAAUAAAUAAUUGUAUUAAUGAAAAUCCAUGGAAUUUGCUAUUUAUUAAUAGAGAUGAAAAUUCUUUGGAUAUUUCGAGUAUUUGCUCAAGAGUAUCAAUGGGAAAGACUCCAUUGAUAAGUGCCAUUUUAUCGGAUUCACCGGUUCUUGAACCACGUACAAAAACCGAAAAAUAUACAAAAGAAGAUGAAAUUAAUUUACCAGAUGACAAUAAUGUUUAUGUGGAAAUGAAAGCAUUAAAAGCGGAGAAUUUCAAUAAUUUCUACAAGGAACUAAAUGAUUCACUAUGCGAAGUAAUUAAGGAACAAGCAAAUAAAAAUAAAGAAGAAGAAGAAGAAGAAGUACAUCAUUCAAAUUCCGAAGGUGAAAUUAUUCCAAAAACACGUGAAUUGGAAAAUUUUCAUAGUUCGAUGAAAAAGAAUGAAAUUAAAUUAGAUUCAUUGCCAAUUGGAAAUUUAUCAUCAAAAUUAAAUAGUCCUCGUGUUGGUGGUACAAGUUCAUUGUCAAAUGAAAAACGACGAAAAUCGAUUUGUCGACCAAGAAGAAAAUUCUCCUUAUUACGUGAGAAAUUUGAAGUAAAAUCAAAACCAGUUUUAAAUCAAUCAAUUUUAAUGGCAAACAAGGGAAUUUUAAGAGAUUUGAAUAUUUAUGAUGAUUAUGAUGAUGAUGAUGAAGAUGAUGAUGUGAUUACCACUUAUGAAAAGGAGAAUUUACCAGAUUGCAAAAAUGACGAUGAUAAAGAACAUAUUGAGGAUGUUAGAUGUAAUUUAAAAGAGAGGAGAAGUCUUUUUUUAAAGCAAGUAUUGUCACCACCCAAAUUUCCCAAUUGGAGUAGAAAAAAAGUUUUUAAUCCAAGCGAUGAAAUCAUUCCUAAGGCACUUUAAAGUGUGAUAUAUAUAUUAUAAUAAAAAAUUCUGGUAUUAUUUACAUUUUAUAAAUAUAAAAUGUAAUGAUCUCAUGAUAUUACGUACAUCUAAGUCUAUCAUAGAAUAUUUUUUUAAUAUCGCGUCUAGUAUUAUAAGUGCCUUCAACGAACAAACAAAAUAUCAAAUACAAAACGAUAUUAAUACAAUUGAUUUGAAUUUAUUAUUCAAAAUUGAUACAAAUAUUUUGGUUUUAUAAUUCAAUUUUUUUGCUGUCAAUCUCUUUUAAAAAGUUUUAAACUUUUGUUUUUAAAAUCAUGAUUUUAAAUAUUAACAAAAACCACAAAAUUACAUUAAAUAUAAUUAUCUUUUAAAAUUUGUAUCAAUUUUGAAGAUGACAUAAAAAAAAAAUGAUUAAAUUCUACAGUAUUAUUUAUAGGAUGUGACAAAAUCUAUUAUGUUUUAUAAAAUAGAUUUUCAGUUCUUUGCGUGUACAUAGUUUUUUGUAACUUUUAUACAAAUUUUUUUUUAUAUAUGUACUUAUAAAACUUUUAUUUCUAUUUUUUUUAUGAAGAAUUUUUAUUUUACCUAUGUAAACAUUUUAUUUUUUAAAAGCAAGUGUUAGGUAUGUGAAAGAGAACGAAAGGAAAAAAAAAUUACAAAUAUAGAAGUAAAAAUAAAUGGAAGAGGAUUUUGACUUUUUUUUCUCUUGUUUUCUUUCACUUUUUCUGUGUUAAACUUGUACUUUUGUUUUUUUUUUUUAUUACCAUUUUCUUUUGCAGUGCUGCAAAAGAGUUUCAAUUUAUUAUACUUGCUAUAAAGACAUGUGAUUUUUUUAGUCUUCCAGAGAAAGAUUUAUGCAUUUCUCAAACACUGCUUUUAUACAUUAAAAUAUAAUAAAAAAAUUUUGUAUCAA